UUGGAAGGUUAUUUCAAGGUUAUUAAGAAGUCCUUGUUUGAUUUUAGGUAUAAAAUGGUGACCCUAUGAUUUAGACUUGGGUACUUAAAAAUUUCAUUUUUGGUCCAGGAGCUAAUGUUUAAAGAGGAGCAAUGCUUAACAUAGCAUUUUCUUGCAAGGUGUGGCGAUUUUUAGGAGAAAUUGUAUCUGUAACUCUAAUUUUGAGGGUUGAUAAGGAUCUCAAGGUAAUAAAUGUUUGAGAAAUAUGUGAAAUGGACUCACAGAACUUGAGAAAGACCAACUUGAUUUAGGAGAGUUUUGCUCAAUAUUGAAUUUUGAAACUCCUCUACUUAAUUUUAAAGAAAGGAUAUAACCCCCAUAGUGGUCUUGACUUUAUUCCUAACCAUCCUCUGU
Moneuplotes crassus is the source of this 393-nucleotide messenger RNA. Lineage: Eukaryota; Ciliophora; Spirotrichea; Euplotida; Euplotidae. The record is from the annotation of a GenBank genome assembly.